This is a messenger RNA of Colletotrichum truncatum, 30912 nucleotides long. The record is from RefSeq and is a predicted model, not a curated record. NCBI's taxonomy places the organism in Eukaryota, Fungi, Ascomycota, Sordariomycetes, Glomerellales, Glomerellaceae.
AUGACUUUAUUCAGCAACGUGUUACCGUCUGGAGGGUUGAAGGCCGCUGUCAUGUCUAAAAUUGUAGGCAAGCAUCGCGACCCCCUUUACGAACAAGCAACCCGACAGUUUGGUUUGGGACAGGACAAGAUCGACGACAUCCUGCCAUGCACGCCAUUCCAGCGCGACGUGAUCGAGUGGGCUGCGAACGAUCAGCGCCGUGCCAUCGGCCAUGUCCACUAUCAGAUAUCGAAAGAUGUUGACAUUGAACGCUUGGCCGCGGCCUGGAAAGAGGUUGUGCGUCAAACCCCGGCCCUGCGAUCCCUUACAUUCACAUCGGACUCCAACGAUCAUUUCCAACUUGUGCUGUCGGACAGCUUCACUUGGAUACACUCGACACCAAAAGACAUGAGACAGGUAGUCAAAGGCGAGGCAGCCGCCGCUGUCACUGGAACCCAAUGCAAUCGAUAUGCCGUCGUCGAGAGCCCGGAGUCGGGGCAACGAGUACUUGUCUGGACCUUCAACCAUGCCUUGGUGGAUGAUGCUCUGGAGAAGUCUAUCCUUCGAGAUGUCCACGCAGUCUACACUGGUGGGGAGAUUCAACGCUCCAUGAAGAAUGGAGUACAUCGGAAUCGUUCCAACCAGGAUCCAGAUGGUGCGGCCGAGUUCUGGCAGCAACACUUCCAUGACCUGGACGCCUCUAUAUUUCCUCCUUUGCCUUCAGCCGUGGCUGUACCCCAUCCCGUUGCGGAGGCAGAGCAUCGCGUUUCCUACCCGGGCUCAGCCAGGCCGGGUUGGGACCCAACGGUCAUUUGUCGAGCAGCGCUCGCGGUGCUCCUUGCCCGAUAUACUAAUGCCUCGGAAGCUCUUUUCGGCGUCCUGACGGAGGACCCCCUUACGUCAAAUGGGCAGGUUUGUACGGUUGAUGGUCCAACACGAACCAUCAUGCCCACCCGUGUGCUUUGCCCUCCUCAUCAAUCCCAGUCGGAUCUUAUGCGAGCCAUCGCUGCGCAUGAUGCCGCUGCGCGUGAGUUCGGACAGACUGGUCUUUACGAUGUCCGCCAGACCGGGGACUUCGGGUCUGCCGCAUCCGGAUUCCAAACCGUACUGGCAGUGACCACUGGCAUUGGACCACAGGCACCGGUAUCUGAUAUGCUUCAUCGGAAGAUUGUGGACUUUGACAGAUUCGUGCCUUGCAAUGACCGCGCGCUUCUACUCAACUGUCAGAUGGCCGGCGACUCUGCAACACUGCUUGCACGAUACGACACGAACGUGAUUGACUCACGCCAGAUGGCUCGUUUCCUGAGACAACUCGGGUGCUUGAUCAAGCAGUUCCAGGACCCUGCGGUCGAUCUGUCUCUGCGAGAGCUAGACGGCGUUUCCCCGGAGGAUCGAGCAGAGUUAGAAAGCUGGAAUCCAGAACGGCUACAGACGAUCGAGGCCUGCAUCCACGACGUGGUGGCCAAGAGGGCUGCCAAUACACCAAAAGAGACCGCCGUGUCUGCUUGGGACGGGGAUUGGUCAUACGCUGAGCUGGACGCCGUGUCGUCGCGCCUUGCGCGGCACAUCCAGUCCCUCGGGCUGGAAUUCGGACAUGCGGUGCCGCUUUGCUUCGAAAAGUCCAAGUGGAUGGUCGCCGCACUCUUCGCCGUGCUCAAAGCCGGCCGAGCUUUCACCCUCAUCGAUCCGACAAACCCGCCAGCCAGGAUUACCCAGAUCUGUCGGCAAACUCGCGCCACGGUUGCCCUGGUUUCCAAGUCCCACCGCGAUACGAUGCGUUCUCUCAUCCCGCAUUGCAUUGUGAUUGAUGAGGAGUUGUCCCAGUCUCUGCCGAGCGAUGAUAAACGAUACAACCCGAUCGCGAAGCCGCAGGAUGUGGCCUAUAUCAUCUUCACUUCGGGCAGCACGGGCGAGCCAAAAGGAGCUAUGGUUGAGCACCGAGGAUUUGUUUCGUGCUCCACCAAGUUUGCGCCCGCGGCCGGCAUCAGCAAUCAUACGCGCUCUCUUCAGUUCGCUUCGUACGGGUUCGGCGCAUGCCUGGCGGAAACCUUGUCAACCUUGAUGCAGGGUGGUUGCGUCUGUAUCCCUUCGGAAGAUGAUCGACUGAAUAACAUUCCAGGUUUCAUCAAAAAGAGCGGAGUCAACUGGGCAUUGCUCACACCUUCAUUCAUCGGGGCUGUUCCAUCGGACAGCAUCAGUGGACUGAAGACACUUGUAUCGGGCGGAGAACCAAUGACGGCUGAGAUAAGAGAUUCACUGGCUUCAAAGCUAAAUCUCCUCAAUGGUUACGGCCAGAGUGAGAGCUCAACCAUCUGCAGCAUUGCAGAAGUCAAACCAGACACUGCAGACUUGAACAUCAUCGGCCGCGCCGCAGGAGCCCGCCAUUGGAUCACCAACCCUAACGACCCCGACCAGCUUGUGCCGAUUGGUUGCGUUGGCGAGCUGAUGAUUGAAAGUCCAGGAAUAGCGCGAGGAUAUGUAGUUCCCCCGCCACAACACGAGUCGCCUUUUCUUGCCGACGCCCCUGCCUGGUACCCUACGAAGCAGCGGGCUGCCUCUGUCAAGUUUUACAGGACUGGAGAUCUUGUCUUUUACAGAUCUGAUGGCACUAUCGCCUACCUCGGGCGUAAGGACACCCAAGUCAAGAUCCGAGGGCAGCGCGUAGAGCUAGGUGAUGUGGAGACUCAUUUGCGAUCAGAGUUGCCCAGCCACAUCACGCCCGUGGUCGAAGCGGUCAAACGAUCAGAGUCGUCCAACAGGACGACCCUGGUUGCAUUCCUGGCAGGGCCAGCUCAGGACGGAGAAGAUGCUUUCCGUGAUAUCUCAGGGUUUGAUGCCUGCAUCAUGGAACAUAGCGCGGCCAGUCGUCUCAAAAAGCGAAUGCAGCAGCUUGUUCCCAGCCACUCCGUUCCCUCGUUUUAUCUUCGCAUGAAGCAGCUUCCGGCCACUGCGACUGGGAAAACGGAUCGGAGGAGACUCCGGGACAUUGGUCUCAGGCUAAUAGACAACAUUGUUCAGGAAUCGGCUUCCCAGCCCAAUGGGGAGCUUGGUUCAUCGGCCAGUUUAAAGACUACGCUGCGACAGCUGUGGUAUCGAAGCUUGAAUCUUGAUCCCAACUCGGCAAGUCAAAAAGCCAAUUUUUACGAGCUAGGCGGAGACUCCAUUGCAGCGAUCAAACUGGUGAAUAUGGCGCGGACAUGUCGCAUAAAUUUGAGCGUUAUGGAAGUCUUUGAUAAACCUAAUCUCACGGACCUUGAAGCCGCGGUCCGGCGGGGUUCGGCCCCACAAAAUCCGAUCACGCCGACAGCCUACCGUGGGCCGGUUGAGCAGUCGUUUGCGCAGGGCCGCCUCUGGUUCCUCGAGCGUCUUUAUCCGGGACUCACGUGGUAUCUCACGUCGUUUGCUACCCGCCUUCGGGGGCCUUUAAACAUCGAAGCGUUGAGUGUAGCGCUGCUGGCUCUAGAGGAUCGCCACGAGGGGCUGCGCACCACUUUUCAACAACAUGAGGGUGUGAACGUGCAAGUAGUACAGCCUUUUAUGCCGAAGAAGCUACGGAUUAUUAAGAUCCUUGGAGGCUCUGAAGAAGGGCUCAUGAAAGCCUUGCAGAAGGAGACUUCUACACCUUUCGACUUGGAAACUGAGCCUGGCUGGCGUCCGGCGCUCUUCCACCUAGGCGAGAAUGACCAUGUGUUGUCUAUCGUGAUACACCACAUUAUAUCUGAUGGCUGGUCUGUCGACAUUCUCCAGCGUGAGCUGGCGGCCUUCUAUGAUGCAGCACUUUGCGGCGAGAAACCUCUGUCAAGGGUCAACCCCCUGCCCGUUCAGUACCGCGACUUCGCGUUAUGGCAGAAGGAGGAUGCACAGAUGGCCGAGCAAGACCGACAGCUAGCUUAUUGGAAGGGCCAGCUUGACGGAAGCCAACCUGCCACCCUCCUAUGUGAUAAGAUUCGCCCAGCUGUUCCUUCGGGUACGGCAGACAUGCAUGAGUUUACUAUCGAGGGCACGCUAUACCAAAAUCUCCAGAAAUUCUGUAGGGGGCACCAAACCACGCCAUUCUCCAUACUUUUUGCCGCUUUAAGAGCAACUCAUUAUCGUCUCACCGGGGUUGAUGAUGCAACAAUUGGCACGCCGAUGGCUAAUAGGAACCGAGAGGAACUAGAAGGUCUCAUUGGCUUCUUCGUCAACUUACAAUGCAUCCGCACCACGGUAGCAGACGACGAGACUUUCGAGACGUUGGUGAAGCAGACUGUUGCGGCGGCAAAUGCAGCGACUGCCAACCAGGAUGUCCCCUUUGAUCGGCUGGUCGCCGAGCUACGGCCUGGAGCACGCGAUACCUCACGCCAUCCGCUGGUUCAGAUGACCCUGUCCGUCCACUACCAGAAGGAUUUAGGUGACCUGCCGCUAAAGGAUCUAAGUGUAGAGCCUCUGAAGGUUACAAAGACCUCGCGGUUCGACCUUGAGCUACAUUUCUUCCAGCAAAAGAACAGCUUUCGUGGUGUUAUUAUGUUCUCAAACGAGCUAUAUGACCCUGCUUCUAUUAGCUCUAUGCAAUCCACCUUCCAUGAGGUGCUCCGUCGCGGCCUUGCGGAGCCGUCCGCCCCAAUCGCCUCUAUGCCUUUGACUGACGGCGUCUCCGCGCUCACGAGUAAAGGAUAUGAAAAAGUUGCGCGGACUAAGUACCCUCGGGAUGCGAGCGUGCCAGAUCUCUUCCGCGAGCAGGUGGCCCUCUGCGGUAACGCCAUCGCCGUCAAGGAGAGUAGCUCAGAGCUGACGUUGACGUAUGCUGAGCUGGACAGGCAGUCGGACCAGUUGGCCUUGUGGCUGGUGAAGCGAGGCUUUGCCCCCGAGACUAUGAUCGGCGUGCUAGCCCCGCGCUCGUGUGAAGCUAUCGUGGCUCUGCUCGGAAUUCUCAAGGCAGGUCUAGCCUAUUUGCCACUAGACGUGAACAUACCUCUGGGUCGGCUGCAAAGCAUUCUUUCCUCUAUUGAAGGCAAGAAGCUGCUCUUACUUGGAGCUAGUAUUCCAGUGCCAGCUACGGAAUUAGAUGACGUUGAAUUCCUGACUAUUUCAGAGGCACAGGAUAGCCGAAUAGUAACGCAGAAAGACCUAGUAAAACGGCUUCCAACACCCACGGGGACUAGUCUGGCCUACGUUAUGUUUACCUCCGGCUCUACCGGUCGUCCUAAGGGUGUUAUGAUAGAGCAUAGGGGCAUUGUUAGACUGGUGAAGAACACCAACAUCCAGUCACAAGCCGAAUCUGCCGUGCCCGUAGGCCAUAUAGCCAACCUUGCCUUUGACGCCGCUACCUGGGAAAUUUAUACAGCGCUUCUCAACGGCGGUUCUCUGGUCUGUAUCGAUCACACAACAGUUUUAGAUAUGGCCAUGCUGGGAAGGGUCUUUGAGCGAGAGAAGGUUCGGGCUGUCAUGUUUACACCAGCCCUGCUUAAACAAGUCCUAGCUGAGUCCCCUUCUGCCAUCAGAGGACUCGAGCUUCUAUUCGCCUCGGGAGAUCGCCUGGACGUCCAAGAUGCCCUGAAGGCGCAAUCACUAGCCAAGGGCGGCAUCAUCAACGCGCUCGGCCAUACAGAAAAUACAGUAUACAGCACAGCCUUCCGUAUGAGGCCGGAAGAGCUCUGCGUCAACGGCGUGCCCGUUGGACGCCCUAUCAGUAACUCCGGCGCCCUGGUGCUGGAUCCUCAGCAGCGCCUUGUGCCUCCAGGCGUCAUGGGCGAGCUUGUCCUGACGGGCGAUGGUGUAGCCCGUGGGUACACCGACCCGGCGCUGAACAAGGGUCGAUUCGUCGAGGUCAUCAUUGGCGGCGAGACCAUGCGAGCCUAUCGCACAGGUGAUCGUGCAAGGCAUCGGCCUGGAGAUGCCCAGUUGGAGUACUUUGGCCGUAUUGACCAGCAAGUCAAGAUUCGUGGCUUCCGCGUCGAGCCAGCUGAGGUCGAGCAGGUCCUUCUCAGACACCAAGCCGUUCGUGAUGCUGCUAUCGUCAUCCGGAAGCUGGAAGAUCGCGGAGUGGAAAUGGUCGGGUUCAUUGCGAUGCGGGAUGAGCAGCUCACCCAGGACGCCCGAAAUGAUAUAAGAAACCAAGUCGAAGGGUCAGGGUAUGUUUUCAAAAUGGAAGCGCAGAUCCGCGAGUACCUCCAGGUUUUGCUCCCGCCGUACAUGAUUCCCACACAAUUGAUGAUACUCGACCGGCUGCCGAUUAACGCCAACGGUAAGGUUGACCGUAAAGAGCUCGCACAGCUCGCGCAGACCGUACCAAAGGGUAGAAGAGCGGUAGCCGCGCGAGUUGCACCGCGUAAUGAAGUAGAAAAUAUCCUCUGCUUAGAAUUCGCCGACAUACUCGGUGUCGACGUCGGCAUCACCGACAACUUCUUUAACCUCGGCGGACACUCCCUCAUGGCCACAAAGCUAGCUGCGCGUUUAACCCGACGAUUAGAGUCCCGGGUAUCUGUCAAGGAUAUUUUCGACCGCCCGGUUCUCGCCGACCUUGCCGCAACUAUCAGACUAGGCUCUGAUAAAUAUAGCCGCAUCCCGUCCCAGCCCUAUAACGGCCCGGUCGAACAGUCUUUCGCCCAGGGUCGCCUGGCGUUCCUGCAUCAACUCGGACUGGGUGACUCCUCCGGUUAUCAUAUUGCGAUGGCAGUACAUAUGAGCGGUCCGCUACAGACUGAUGCGCUCUCUGUUGCUCUAGACGCGCUUGUGCAGCGCCACGAGACCUUGCGAACCACUUUCGAGGAGCACGAGGGUGUAGGCGUCCAAGUUGUGCACUCGCCAGGCCACAGCACGGGUCUUCGUGUGGUUGACGUCUCUGAUGGGUGUUACGAAGAGAUUCUGAAGCAGGAGCAGGCAACGCCGUUCGAUCUGACAUCAGAACCUGGCUGGCGCGUCGCCCUGCUCCGCCUAGGGGAAGAUAACCAUAUUAUUUCUAUCAUCAUGCACCACAUCAUAUCCGACGGCUGGUCGUUCGAGGUCUUGCAAAGAGAACUGUCUACUUUCUAUGCCGCCGCUCUUCGCGGCCAAGAUCCCUUGACGCAGGUAUCGCCGCUCCCUAUCCAGUACCGCGACUUCGCUACGUGGGAGAAGCAGGAUGAGCAGGCGGCUGAACACGAACGUCAACUGGAAUACUGGAAGACGGAACUGGCUGGCAGCCAGCCAGCUACUCUCUUGUGUGAUAAAACCCGGCCUGCCAGGGUCUCUGGCAGUGGCGGGCUUGUCGAAUUCUCCAUCGAGGGGCCUGUUUAUGAAAACCUCCAGGCCUUCUGCCGUGCCAAGCAGGCUACCUCACAUGUCGUACUGCUUACUGCUUUUCGUACAGCACACUACCGUUUGACUAGCGAUGACGAUGCUACGGUUGAUCUUGAAGACUUAAUCGGCUUCUUCGUCAAUACCCAGUGUAUGAGGAUUGUAGUUGAAAAAGAUCAGACCUUCGAGGGGCUGGUUCGUCAGGUAAAGUCGACAUCUACAACGGCGUCUGUGAAUCAAGAUGUACCGUUUGAGCGUAUCGUUUCAGCCCUCUUGCCUGGUUCGAGAGAUAUAUCUCGUAACCCGCUGGUUCAACUCAUGUUCGUAGUCCACACCGAGCAGGACAUUGGAAAGAUACAACUCGAAGGCCUUACAAGCAAGAUCUUGCCGUUUACACCCACCACCCGAUUUGAUCUCGAGUUUCACCUAUUCCAAGAUGAGGGGAGACUUAGAGGCGCUGUCUACUAUUCUACAGACCUCUUCGAGUCCAAGACCGUUCAGGUUGUCGUCGAUGUGUUUCAGGAGGUGCUGCGACGGGGGCUCGACCAGCCGCAGGCGCCUGUUGCAGGCCUGCCCCUUACCGAUGGCCUGCCAGCUCUACGGAGCAUGGGACUCCUCGAGAUCGACAAGUCAGAUUAUCCCCAUGACUCUAGCGUGGUAGACGUUUUCCUCGAGCAGGUAGCCUCUCGUCCCGACGCUAUUGCUGUUAAGGACGCCUCAUCGCAGCUGACUUAUGCACAACUUAACAACCAGUCAGAUAGGCUUGCCGCCUGGUUACGGCAACGCAAGCUUGCUGCCGAAACGUUAGUCGGGGUGCUCUCCCCACGAUCAUGCGAGACUAUUAUCGCCAUUUUCGCGAUUCUCAAGGCGAACCUGGCCUAUUUGCCGUUGGAUAUCAAUGUGCCUACCUCUCGCCUUGAGGAUAUCUUGUCGGAGGUUCCUGACGAAAGGCUGGUUCUAGUCGGCGCUACUGUCCCUCUGCCGGACCUUGAGCUAUCCGGUGUCGAGCUGGUACGGAUAGUCGAGGCAUUAAAUCAUAGCUGUCCGAGGGACGACGGAUUAGAUUUACUCACAGGCCCGCAGGCAAUGAGUCUCGCAUAUGUCAUGUUUACGUCUGGCUCUACUGGCCGCCCCAAGGGUGUCAUGAUCGAGCACCGCGGAAUUACUCGACUUGUGAAGAACACACACCAAUAUUUACAAGUGGAGCAUGGAUUCAGCGUAGCCCAUGUUUCCAACCUGGCUUUUGAUGCCGCAACAUGGGAGAUAUACUCGCCGCUUCUCAACGGUGGAACAGUCGUCUGCCUCGACCAAAUAUCAGUUCUGAGCCCUUCUCUUCUCAGCGAGGCAAUUAAAACCAACAAUAUUACUACAGCUCUCUUCACGACUGCUUUGCUACGCCAGUAUCUCGAAGAAACACCUUUUGUUGUUAGCGGCUUAGACGUCCUACUUACCGGAGGCGAGAAGAUGCGACCGCAAGACGCGUUGAAGGCCCGUAGCCUCGUGAGGCGAGCGCUCUGUCACAUGUACGGUCCUACAGAGAAUACGACCUACAGCACUAUAUACGUAAUGGGACCAGAAGAGCGUUGCGUCAACGGACUGCCUAUUGGGCGGGCUGUUAGAAAUUCAGGAGCCUACAUCAUGGACUCGCAGCAGCAGCUCCUUCCUUUGGGUGUAAUAGGCGAGCUUAUCCUCACGGGCGAUGGUCUAGCCCGCGGUUAUAUGAAUCCGUCGCUCAAUUUGGAUCGUUUUGUGCAAGUCAAUAUCGACGGUCAUUCUGUCCGAGCAUACAGGACAGGUGAUCGUGCGCGAUACCGGCCUGCCGAUGGAGAGAUCGAAUUCAUCGGUCGUACGGACAACCAGGUUAAAAUCAGAGGCUACCGUAUCGAGACGACGGAAGUAGAACAGGCCUUGGCUGCUCUCGCGGGGGUCCGCAACUCUGCCGUUGUGAUCCGGAAGUUUGAAGACCAGCAGCCUGACAUGGUGGGCUUUGUCACAGUGCAGGCGGAUGGUGAGUUAAAGCCGGCAGAGAACGGACACGAAGAUCCUACUGCUGCCUCCACCACCGCCAACGUUACAGAGAGGAAUAUUAGACAGCGGCUUCAGACAGUCCUCCCCUCAUACAUGGUGCCGGCCCAGAUCGUUGUGGUAGACCAUUUGCCCCUCAGCACGAACGGCAAGGUCGAUUAUCGCGAACUUGUAAGGAGAGCUCUGACGACUCCAAGAACUAAUACGGUUGCACAUCGUAUUGCGCCACGUAACGAGGUGGAAGCAGCACUUUGCGACGAAUACGAAAAGGUCCUCGGUAUCGAGGUUGGCAUUACAGACAACUUCUUCGAUCUUGGUGGACAUUCUUUGAUGGCGACAAAACUUGCGGCGCAUAUCAGCCGCCGGCUUGACGCCCGUGUGUCUGUAAAAGACAUCUUUGACCAGCCAGUCCUUGUAGACCUUGCUGCUAUUAUUCGGCCAGGCUCGGCUCUACAUAGUACUAUCAAUCCAGUGCCGUACUAUGGGCCGGUCGAGCAAUCGUUUGCCCAGGGCCGUCUUUGGUUUUUGGACAAGCUCAACCCCGACGCAUUGUGGUACCUCAUGCCCCUCGCAGUACGCUUACGGGGACCCCUUCGCGUUGAUGCUCUUACUACAGCAAUAAACACACUACAAGAGCGCCAUGAGACUAUGCGGACGACUUUCGUAGAGAAAGACGGCGUCGGUGUGCAGGUCGUUCACCCUUACGAAAGAAAGGACUUGAAAAUGGUCGAUCUCUCUCAUUUGCGAAACAGCAGCAGCUACAUCCAGCCGCUCCAAAAGGAACAGGCAACCUCUUUUAAUCUAGCUUCUGAGCUAGGCUGGAGAGUGACUUUAUAUAAGCUGGGAGAGGACGAUUACGUUCUUUCUAUCGUAAUGCACCAUAUCAUUUCUGACGGCUGGUCUGUCGACAUUUUGCGCAAAGAGCUUUGUGCGUUCUAUGCCGCGGCGGUUAGGGGUGAAGACCCCUUAUCGCAGGUGAGGCCGCUCCCUAUUCAGUAUCGUGACUUUGCCGUAUGGCAGAGGAGCUCUGCUCAAGCGACCGAGCAACAGAAGCAGCUUGAGUAUUGGACUGAGCAGCUGGCGGAUAGUACGCCUGCUGAGUUCCUAUGUGAUAAGCCGCGGCCGGCUAGACUCUCAGGCGACGCCGGCAACAUCCAGUUUACCAUCAAGGGUUCUGUUUACGAGACUCUACAAACUUAUUGCAGGGCCAACCAUUUUACCUCCUUUUCUGUGCUGCUUGCGGCGUUCCGCGCUACGCACUACAGACUGACGGGGGUAGAGGAUGCAACCAUCGGAACCCCGAUGGCUAACCGGAACAGGCCCGAGGUUGAGGAUUUGGUCGGCUUCUUUGUCAAUGCCCAGUGUAUGCGUACUGUUGUUCGAGACGGCGAGACGUUCGACAGCCUUGCCCAGCAGGUUCGUACUACUACGGCCGCUGCCUUUGAGAACCAGGACGUGCCAUUUGAGAGCGUGGUGACGGCCCUCCAGCCUAGCUUUAGAGAUACGUCCCGCAAUCCCUUGGUGCAGCUGAUGUUCGCUCUACACUCGCAACACGAUCUUGGAAGGCUUCCUUUCGAAGGCCUUGUUAGUGAGCGUAUCCAAACGCCUGCAACAACCCGGUUCGAUGUCGAGUUCCACUUGUUCCAGGAAGAAGGCCAGCUGAGCGGUAACGUCAUGUUUGCCUCCGACCUGUUUGAGGCCGUUACGAUUCGUGGCGUUGUUGACAUCUUCCAAGAGGUGCUACGCCGCGGCCUAGCACAGCCCGAAACGUCCAUCGCAUCCCUACCACUAACGGAGAGCCUAUCUGGACUGCAUAACUUUAGUCUUGUGGAAGUAGAGAAAACCGCCUACCCACGAGAAUCAAGUGUUGUAGAUGUUUUUGUCGACCAGCUAGCUGCAAACCCCGAUGCCGUGGCUGUCAAGGACUCGUCCUCUCAACUGUCCUACUCGCAGCUGGAUGAGCAAUCCGACGUCCUUGCGACCUGGCUCCGGCAACGGCGCUUGCCGGCUGAGACGCCUAUUGCUGUCUUUGCUCCUCGGUCGUGCGAGACUAUCGUGGCCUUCCUCGGCAUCCUCAAAGCUAACUUGGCGUACCUCCCUCUUGACGUCAAUGUCCCAGCAGCACGCCUUACCUCUAUACUCUCGUCAAUAGAGGGUAAGGUUCUCGUUCUACUUGGCUCUACGGUCACCAAACCUACCCUUGAACUACCAAAUGUUUCCAUGGUGCCGAUCCACGAUACCCUGCGUAACAUCCCCAAUGGUAAUUCCUCCCGGGAUUUCUCGAAGCCAAGUGCUACCAGUCUUGCCAAUAUUAUCUUUACAUCUGGCUCGACUGGCAAGCCAAAGGGCGUUAUGAUCGAGCACCGUGGUAUCGUCAGGCUGGUGAAGCAGAGCAACGUGGUCUCCAAGCUACCGCUAGAUGCACGCAUGGCGCACCUAUCAAACAUCGCCUUUGACGCAUCAACGUGGGAAAUUUGGACAGCUCUACUGAACGGCGGCACCUUAAUUUGUAUCGACUACUUCACUACAUUGGACCCUGUAGCCCUCAACGACAAGUUCCUCCAGGAGCGGGUUCAGGUGACUUUACUACCACCUGCCUUGUUGAAGCAGUGCCUUGAGACUACGCCUACCACUCUUAGCUCUUUAGAUCUUCUAUUCACUGGAGGUGAUCGAUUUGAUAGUCACGAUGCCGCUGCAGCACGGGCUUUGGUCCCAGGCGGCGUCUAUAACGCGUACGGUCCGACGGAAAAUACAGUUAUUAGUACGAUGUACGAAUUGUCCGAGCAGGACUCGUUUGUGAAUGGUGUCCCAAUCGGCAAAGCCAUCAGCAACUCGGGCGCUUAUAUUCUAGAUCCCAAACAGCAGCUUGUUCCUAUGGGUGUUAUGGGCGAACUUGUUGUCACAGGCGAUGGUCUUGCCCGAGGCUACACCAAUGCCGCACUCAACAAGGAACGGUUCGCUCAGGUGGCUAUCCACGGCCAGGUUGUCAGGGCAUAUCGAACUGGCGACCGUGUGCGGUAUCGUCCCACGGAUGGUCAGAUUGAGUUUUUUGGACGCAUGGACCAACAGGUCAAGAUCCGAGGCCACCGCGUGGAACCAGCUGAAGUAGAACAGGCACUGCUCAAUUAUGCCGAUAUUUUCGACGCCGCUGUGGUCCUUCGCAAUCGGGAAGAAGGGCAAGAGCCUGAGAUGAUUGGUUUCGUAGCGACUCGAGGUGAUCAAUCCUUAGAGCAAAACGAGGCUGACAAUCUGGUGGAGGGAUGGGGCAAUCACUUCGAUGUGAUUACUUACGCGGAUGUUGAGAACAAGAUCGACCAAACUGCAGUUGGUAACGAUUUUUUGAACUGGACAUCCAUGUACGACGGCACCGAGAUUGAUAAGGGGGAAAUGCAGGAAUGGCUUGAUGAUACCAUAGCGGCCCUCCAUGACGGACAACCGGCCGACCGGGUGUUCGAAAUUGGUACGGGUACCGGUAUGAUCCUCUUCAACUUGAAAGGCCUCGAAGGAUAUGUCGGUCUCGACCCGUCGGCCUCGGCGACCGCUUUCGUCAACAGCAAAAUCCAGUCUCUCCCGUCUCUUGCCGGCAAAGCCCAAGUCCAUGUCGGAACGGCGAUGGAUGUGAAUACAUACGGAGUUGAUGCGAAGGCUAGCCUUGUCGUGACCAACUCUGUUGCUCAGUAUUUCCCCUCGGGCGAAUAUCUCUUCGAGGUGAUUGAGCAACUGACCUGUCUCCCGGGCGCAAAGCGCCUGUUUUUUGGUGACAUGCGAAGCUACGCAAUUAACAAGGACUUCCUUGCAGCAAGGGCGUUGUAUAACCUGGGACCAUCCGCUAACAGAUAUGAGAUCCAGCGUAGGAUGGCUGAGCUGGAAGAGAACGAAGAAGAGUUACUUGUCGAUCCGGCCUUCUUCACUGGACUCAAGGCCCGGCUACCGAACAGCAUCUGGCAUGUAGAGAUUUUGCCAAAGCGGAUGAAUGCCAUAAACGAGCUCAGCGCAUACAGAUACGCGGCCGUCAUACACCUGCGAGGCUCACAAGAAGACCACGCUCAGCACACUGUGCAUUCGAUCGAACCAGACGCGUGGAUCGAUUUCAAGAAUACCCAUCUAGACGCUACCGGCCUACUCAGCUUGCUACGGAGCUCAGGAGAUGCCUUGACCGUUUCCGUCGCUAACAUUCCCUAUAAAAUGACCAUUACAGAGCGAAUGCUUGUCGAAUCGCUAGGAGAUGAUGAAGAGACGCAACGCUCUGUCGACGGUACAGCUUGGAUCUCGGGUAUCCGCGCCGCGGUGGAGCGGACGCCGUCUCUUUCUGCGGCGGAUCUUGCCAAGCUCGGCGAACAAGCCGGCUUCCGUGUUGAGCUAAGUUGUGCCCGACAGCGGUCCCAAAACGGAGCGCUAGACGCCGUCUUCCACCGCCACCACAACCACACUCAAGUCAGCAACAAACAAAGUCGUAUCUUGUUCGACUUCCCUACAGAGAAUAAUGCCCAAUUAUCCAACCUGCUCACUAACCGGCCUGUGCAGCGGCACCAGAGCCGCCGCCUCGAGACGCAAAUCCGGGAACAGCUCCAGACAGUUCUUCCACCUUACAUGAUCCCGGCUCAAAUUGUAGUGCUGGACCGUCUACCGUUGAAUGCGAACGGCAAGACAGACCGGCGUGAACUGGAGCGUAAGGCGAAGGCUGCGCCUAGGACAAAGACAUUAUUAACCGAGCGUGUGGAGCCACGGAACGAGGUGGAAGCCGUGCUCUGCGAGGAGUUUUCCAUAGUUCUUGGGGUUGGAAUGGGAAUCACAGACAACUUCUUCGAUGUCGGCGGGCACUCCCUCAUGGCUACGAAGCUUGCUGCGCUUCUUUCUCGGCGAUUAGAUGCCCAGAUCUCUGUCAAGGACAUCUUCGACCAUGCUCGCAUUAUCGACCUGGCCGCUACUAUUCGGCAGGGCUCUAGCAAGCAUAGCGCGAUUCAGCCGAUGCCUUAUAACGGUCCGGUUGAGCAGUCGUUUGCCCAAGGCCGUUUGUGGUUCCUGGACCGGAUCGAACUUGGCGCAUCAUGGUAUAUCAUGCCACUUGCAGUGCGCUUACGUGGGCCCUUGCAAGUUGACGCCCUUGCUGCGGCGCUGCGUGCCUUAGAACUACGCCACGAGACGCUUCGCACAACGUUCGAAGAGCACGACGGUGUCGGAGUACAAGUCAUUCAUCCUUACCAGCCAAAGGAGCUCCGAGUGAUUAGUGUGCCAAAAGAUGGAAGUUAUCUUGAGAUACUCCAAAAGGAGCAGAGUACUCCGUUUGACCUCACGACUGAGCCCGGCUGGCGGCGAACGUUACUUCGCCUGAACGAACAUGACCACAUUCUCUCUAUCGUCAUGCAUCACAUUAUCUACGAUGGCUGGUCCAUUGAAAUUCUCCAGCGCGAGCUGUCCGACUUUUACAGCUCUGCUACUCAUGGGCAAGAUCCCACCCAGGCCGCACCUCUGUCUAUCCAAUAUAGAGAUUUCGCCCUUUGGCAGAAGCAAGAGGCUCAGGUAGCUGAACAUGAGCGUCAAUUAUCUUACUGGCAGCAACAGCUGGAAGGCAGUCAGCCGGCCAGUCUAUUCUGCGACAAGCCACGGCCAGCUACACUAUCUGGAAAUGCUGGUGUCGCCUCUAUCACUAUUGACGGUGCUGUAUUUGAGAAUCUCCAAGCGUACUGCCGAGCGCGACAGACCACGCCAUAUACUAUUCUUUUAGCCGUCUUCCGGGCCACACACUACCGCCUGACAGGCGUUGAAGACGCAGCUAUAGGCACGCCUAUUGCUAACCGUAACCGGCCGGAGCUUGAGGAUCUCAUCGGCUUCUUUGUUAAUACCCAGUGUAUACGGGUUGCCGUUAGCGAUGAUGAAACAUUUGAUGGACUUGUGCAACAGGUCCGUUCAGCAUCGUCAGCUGCGCAUCAGAAUCAGGAUGUGCCCUUCGAGCGUAUCGUAUCGGCAUUACAGCCUGGAUCUAGAGAUACAUCCCGCAACCCGUUGGUUCAACUCAUGUUUGCUGUCCAUGCCCAAAAGCAAGGACUCAGUAGCUUCAAGCUCCAGGGUAUAGACAGCGAGCUUCUUACCAACGCGGUGACAACCCGGUUUGAUAUGGAAUUCCACUUAUUCCAGGAAAAAGGACGGUUCACAGGCAGCAUUCUAUAUGCAACCGACCUCUUUAGCCCUGAAACGGUCCGUUGUUUAACUGGUGUCUUCCAAGAGGUCCUUCGCCGCAGUCUAGAACAGCCGGGGGGUAUCCUAUCGUCUUUGCCACUCACUGACGGCUUGGGCGAGCUGCAAAGUAUGGGCCUGCUUGAAGCUCCAAAGACGAAAUACGACCGAGACUCGAGUGUCGUGGAUCUUUUCCUCCAGCAGGCUCGAAGGCAUCCUGAGGCGCCGGCUGUCACUGAUUCUACCUCGACUUUGACUUAUUCGCAGCUAGAUCAGCAGUCUAACAGGCUGGCAGCAUGGCUUCGACUUCGUGGUAUGAGCGAUGAGACGCUGGUCGGCGUCCUGGCUCCUCGCUCGUGCGAUGCCAUAGUUGCCUUCUUAGGUAUCCUCAAGGCCAAUUUGGCAUAUCUCCCACUCGACGUCAAUGUACCCAUCUCGCGUGUGGAGACAAUCCUUGCAUCCAUUCCUGGCCAUAAGCUACUUUUAGUCGGUUCAGAUGUCUCUAUAGAUGCUGCAAUCCAGGACGUCGAGCCGAUACGCAUCAGCGCCGCUCUCGCCAAUUCCAAGAGUCUCAGUGAUACUGCCGAAGCCACGGCACACUCUAUCUCCCGGCCCGGCCCCAAGAGCCUCGCCUACGUUAUGUACACGUCUGGUUCUACCGGCCGGCCCAAGGGUGUCAUGGUCGAACACCGAAGCAUCGUCCGCCUCGUCAACAACACAAACUUGAUCCCGCACACGCAGGCGAUCCAGGUCGUUGCCCAUAUGUCCAACUUGGCUUUCGACGCCGCCACGUGGGAGAUAUACACGCCACUUCUCAACGGCGGGCUGAUUGUCUGCAUCGACUAUAUGACAGCCCUCAGCCCUCCUGACCUCGGCCCGAUCCUCUCUAGCAAGGGAGUUAGGGCGGCUUUCUUCACGCCAGCCCUGCUGAAGCAGUUCCUAGACAACGCACCCUUUAUCAUCAGCGGCCUUGAUCUCUUGAUAGCUGGCGGUGACCGCAUUCGGCCAGAAGACGCACGGAAGGCGGUGCACCUAGUACGCCACUCCUUCUGCAACGGCUACGGACCGACAGAGAAUACGACCUUCAGUACGAUGUAUCGCAUGCAUAAAAAGGAGUCGUAUGUCAAUGGCGUUCCCAUCGGGCGAGCUAUCAGCAACUCGGGGGCAUACGUUAUGAAUUCGCGCCAGCAGCUUGUAUCGAUCGGCGUUGUCGGUGAACUUGUUGUUACAGGCGACGGCCUCGCACGCGGAUAUACCGACGUCAAGCUCAACAAGGAUCGCUUUAUCGAUGUGACUAUCGCUGGUCAACUCAGAAGGGCGUAUAGGACUGGCGACCGCGUACGUAUUCGACCUACGGACGGUCAGAUUGAGUUCAUUGGUCGACAGGAUCAUCAGGUCAAGAUCAGAGGCCACCGUAUCGAGCCCGCUGAGAUUGAAAGGGUGAUGCUCGGCUAUGCCAUAGUUGACGACGCCAUUGUCGUUCUCUCGCAGCCGAGUGAGGGUCGAGAUCCGGAGCUCAUUGGCUUCUUUACUACUCGUCACGUCAACAGCUCCACGAAGAAUAAUACAUCAGGAGAUGAUCAGUCCGACGCGAAAGCAGAGAAGGAACUCCGACGGUAUCUGCGAGCCAUGCUCCCAUCCUACAUGGUCCCCUCUCGAGUGUUGAGACUGGACAAGCUGCCUAUCAACGCCAAUGGCAAGGUCAACCGUAAGACCGUAGACGACGUGCCUGAACGUGUAGCUCCUCGUAAUAGGGUAGAGGCUGCGCUCUGCGAAGAGUUUGCUGGUGUACUCGGGGUUGAAGUCGGCAUUACCGAUAACUUCUUUGAAUUAGGCGGCCAUUCUCUGAUGGCCACGAAGCUUGCAGCGCGUAUUAGCCGCCGGCUAGAUGCCUCUGUAUCUGUCAAGGAUGUCUUUAACCAGCCAGCAAUUAUAGACCUUGCGGCUACGAUCACACAGGGCUCAACCCAGCACAACCCGAUCCCUCCUACGACCUACUCUGGACCAGUAGAGCAGUCAUUUGCCCAAGGACGUCUAUGGUUCCUAGAGCAGAUGAACCUUGGGGCGUUGUGGUACCUCAUGCCGCUCGCGAUACGUUUCCGCGGUCCGCUCCAGAUAGACGCGCUCACGGCUGCAAUUGUUUCCCUCGAGAAACGUCAUGAGACAUUACGCACAACAUUCGAAGAACAAGACGGCAUCGGCAUGCAGAUUGUUCGUGCGAGCCAUACUAAGAAACUCAAAUUGAUCGAUGUACAACGCGAUCACGGUGGCAGCUAUAUCGAACCGCUGCAACAGGAGCAGACGACUCCCUUCAAUCUUAAGUCUGAACCAGGAUGGAGGGUAUCGCUGCUACGAUUAGGCGAAGAGGAUCACAUCCUCUCUAUCGUCUUACAUCACAUCAUAUACGACGGCUGGUCUAUCGAGAUUCUCCAAAGAGAAAUAGCUGCAUUCUACGCUGCGGCCCUCCACGGGCAGGAUCCCCUAUCACAGACGCAACCGCUGCCAAUUCAGUAUCGAGACUUUGCGAUUUGGCAGAGGCAGGACGAACAAGUUGCCGAGCAACAGCGACAGCUUGAUUACUGGGUCGAACAACUGGAGGACAGCUCUCCCGCCGAGCUGCCUGUCGACCGGCCUCGCCCAGCCGCGUUAUCUGGGGAGGCAGGCCAGGUCGAGUUCGCUAUCGAAGGUCCAGUGUAUAAGAGCCUUCUUGCAUAUUGCCAAGUACACCAAACUACCCCCUUCGUCGUGCUGCUGGCGUCGUUCCGUGCAGCCCACUAUCGCCUCACAGGAGCAGAAGACGCAACUAUUGGCACGCCUAUCGCUAACCGCAACCGACCAGAGCUGGAAGACCUUGUCGGUUUCUUUACUAACACCCAGUGUAUGCGAAUAGCUAUCGAAGAUGACGAGACUUUUGACGGGUUAGUGCAACAGGUCCGGUUAACGACCUUAGCUGCACACCAAAAUCAAGAUGUGCCUUUCGAGCGCGUCGUGUCAGCCGUGUUACCAGGAUCGAGGGACGUAUCUCGUAAUCCGCUAGCACAGCUAAUGUUCGCCCUUCAUUCUCAGCAAGGCAUCGGCAACGUUGACUUGGAAGGACUAGAGAGCGAGACCCUACCUAUAGCAAGCUCAACUCGUUUCGACUUGGAAUUUCACUUAGCCCAGAAGUCUGACAGCUUAGCGGGUCAUGUCUUAUUUGCCACGGAGCUCUUUGAGCUUGAGAGCAUCCGCAACAUAGUCGCCGUCUUCCGGGAGGUGUUGCACCAGAGCCUCGAGCAGCCACAGACGCCAAUUUCAGUCCUCCCAUUGACAAAUAAUCUAAAGGAGCUUCGCAGUAUGGGACUGCUUCAGAUCGAGAAGACUAAGUAUCCGAGAGAGUCAAGCGUCGUCGAUGUCUUCCGCGAACAAGUAACCGCUUCUCCGCACGCAAUAGCCAUCAUAGACGCAUCCUCACAGUUAACCUACGCUCAGUUGGACCAGCAGUCCGACAAGGUCGCGGUAUGGUUACAUCAAAGGCGACUUGAGGCCGAAACGCUGAUUGGGGUAUUGGCACCGCGGUCAUCCCAGACAAUCAUCUCCAUCCUCGGCAUUCUCAAGGCAGGUCUGGCCUAUCUUCCACUGGAUGUCAACGCCCCUGCUUCCAAUAUCGCAGCGGUCCUAUCGGCGGUCCCAGGUCAUAGGCUUGUACUGCUCGGGGACGACUCGGCUGAACCGGAUGCCAGACUGGGAGAUGUUGAGCUAGUGAGGAUCGGUCAGGCCAUGGUCCAGGACGGCCCGGUUGAUGCCACAGCUGCUGAUAUGGAACCCUACGCAACGAGCCUCGCAUGUGUCAUGUUCACUUCCGACACUGCCGGCCGGGAUAAAGGCGUCAUGAUUGAGCACCGCGGCAUUGUACGGCUUGUGAAACAGAGCAACCUCGUACAUAACCUCCCACCAGCAGUCCACGUGGCACACCUAUCAAACAUGGAUUGCAAUGCGUCGAUGUGGGAGAUGUAUACAGCGUUGCUUAAUGGAGGAACGCUGGUAUGCAUUGAACCCUCUACCAGCGGGAACAUCCAAGCUCUCAACUCCGUGUUUACAAGUGAAAAGGUAAGCGAGGCUAUGCUCUCACCAGAGCUACUCGAGCAGUGCCUCGCCCAGAUGCCUUCUACGCUCAGCAGUUUGGAAGUUCUCUACAUAAACGGAGGCCGACCACGCGGCAGCGAUAUUAUCAAAGCCCGAGAGCUUGUGCGGAGCGGCGUUUACAACGUCUAUGGUCCCACGGAGAACACAGUCGCCAGCACUGUAUACAGCGUCGUUGGGGACGAGUCUUUCGCAAACGGCGUUCCUAUCGGACGGGCUAUCUCCAACUCCGGGGCUUACAUCAUGGAUUCCAGGCAGCGGCCUGUGCCCCUUGGCGUGAUUGGUGAGCUCGUCCUUACGGGUGACGGGCUGGCUCAGGGGUAUACGGAUCCAUCGCUUGAAGCAGGCCGUUUUGUUCAUAUCAUCAGCGAUGGCGGCCGCCGCAUGAGAGCUUACAGGACCGGUGACCUCGCACGUUAUCGGCCAAAAGACGGCCAGAUCGAGCUUUUCGGACGGAUAGAUGAGCAGAUUAAGAUCAGGAGCCACCGUAUUAAUGCGGCCGAGGUGGUACAUGAAACAAUCAAAAUCAACGGUAACAGCUUCGAGCCGGCCCAGGUGGAGCAGGCUAUGCUGGGGCAUCCCGCCGUCCGUGAUGCCGCUGUUGUCACUUAUGGUAAAGCUGGCGAGGCACAGGAGCUGUUUGGAUUCGUCACGGCGAAGGAAGACCAGUCUAUACAGGGCGAACUGAGACACCAGGUGGAGGGCUCGGAAGCCAACUUGGAGGCAAAAGUUCGCGAGCACCUACAGUCACUACUCGCGCCGUACAUGGUCCCUUCGCAUAUCGUAUUGCUGGAACAGCUGCCUGUUAACGCCAAAGGCGAGGUAGACCGGCGUAAGCUCUCUCGACAGGCUCAGAUGAUGCCGAGGGCCAAGGCAGCUUCAACUCGCGUGGCCCCCCGUAACGAGGUGGAAGCGGCGCUCUGCGAAGAGUAUUCUAGUGUACUCGGGGCUAAAAUCAGCAUUACUGACAACUUCUUCGAUAUGGGCGGGCACUCCUUGAUGGCGACAAAGCUUGCAGCACGCAUCAGCAGACGGCUAGAUGUCUUCGUUUCUGUCAAAGACAUCUUCAAUCAGCCAGUUAUCGCGGAUCUUGCGGCGACGAUCCAACAAGGCUCAGCCCAGCACAGUCUGAUCCCUUCUACAGCCUAUAACGGGCCAAUAGAGCAGUCAUAUGCCCAAGGCCGCUUGUGGUUCAUUGAACGUUUGUAUCCAGGGUCGACCUGGUAUCUCAUGCCGUUCGCCACCCGGCUCAGGGGGCCGUUGAAUCUUGAUGCGCUCUCUGCAGCUCUGCUAGCACUAGAGCAGCGUCAUGAACCGCUGCGUACCACGUUUGAGCAGCGUGAUGGCAUCAACCUGCAAGUUGUUCAUCCGUUUAUACGGAGUGAGCUGCGGAUCAUUGACAUCCCCGGAGGCAACGAAGAGCAACUUAAGCAGGCUUUGAAAACAGAAAACUCGACCCCCUUUAGUUUAGAGACAGAGCCCGGUUGGCGCCCAGUCCUCUUCCGCAUGGGCGAGCAACAUCAUGUGCUAUCUAUUGUAAUGCAUCAUAUCAUUUCCGACGGCUGGUCUGUCGAUGUCCUCCAGCGCGAAUUGGCUGCAUUUUAUACUACCGCCAGUCAAGGCCGAGACCCUUUGUCAGAGGUACGCCCUCUGCCGAUCCAAUACCGAGACUUUGCAGUCUGGCAGAGACAGGAGGAACAGGUAAUCGAGCAUGAACGUCAACUAGAGUAUUGGAAACUGCAGCUCGAUGGUAGCCAGCCGGCUACCCUGCUCUGUGAUAAGUCAAGGCCGGUCAUACCGUCCGGGGUGGCGAGCGUACACCAGGUGAUGAUCGAGGGCGCACUCUACAGUGACCUCCAGCAAUAUUGUAAAAAGUAUCAAAGCACACCCUUCACGGUCCUUCUCGCUGCGUUCAGGGCCACGCACUAUCGUCUUACCGGAGUACGAGACGCAACAAUCGGCACGCCUAUUGCGAACCGAAACCGCCAGGAACUUGAAGAGAUGAUUGGUUUCUUCGUUAACCUACAGUGUCUGCGAACUACGAUAGACGAAGACGAAACAUUCAACAGCUUAGUACAGCAGGCCGAAUCCGUGAGCACUGCGGCGUCUGUACAUCAGGAUGUUCCUUUCGACCGGCUGGUGACAGAGCUUCGACCGGACGGCGCCCCUGACCUUUCGCGCAAUCCUCUUGUGCAAAUGACGUUCACCGUUCAUUAUCAGCAUAACUUAGGUCAUAUAAAGUUAGGUGACCUCCGUGGAGAGCUGUUGACUGGUGCGAGUACUACCAGAUUCGAUCUCGAGUUCCACGUCUUCCAGGAAGACGGCCGUAUGCGUGGCAUCUUCAUCUUCUCCGACGAUCUCUUUAAUGCCGUCUCCAUCCGCAGCAUGGCGUCUACGUUCUGUGAGGUCCUUCGCUGCGGCCUCAAAGAGCCGACAAUCUCCAUACCUACCAUGCCUCUGACCGAGGGUCUCUCGGCCCUUAACCAGAUAGGACUCACACAAGGAGAGCGAACUAACUAUCCGCGGGAUUUCAGCGUACCAGCCGUCUUCCGUCAACUGGUCGCUAUCCACGGCGAAGUGGUAGCCGUCAAGGACGGUUCUACUCAGCUGACGUAUGCUGAACUAGACAAGCAAUCGGACCGGAUAGCAUGCUGGCUGACCCAGCGAGGCUUGGCCCCAGAGACCGUAAUAGGAAUACUAGCCCCACGGUCCUGCGAGACUAUCGUGGCCAUCCUCGGCAUUCUCAAAGCCGACAUGGCAUAUCUGCCGCUGGAUGUUAAGGUGCCGGUCGGUAGAAUGGAGAGUAUCCUCUCCGCGAUUCAGGGCGACAAGCUUCUUCUGCUAGGAGAAGGAAUCGCUGCUCCGGCUAUCCAGCUGAAGGACGUCGAAUUUCUUGCCAUCGCCGACAUACGAGACUGCCAGACUAUGACGCAGCUUCCUACUCCCAAGGCCACGAGCCUUGCAUACGUAAUGUUCACUUCGGGAUCAACUGGACGGCCAAAAGGCGUCUUGAUUGAGCAUCGCGGUAUCAUUCGGCUUGUAAAGCAGAGCAAUGUUGUCUCGAAACUACCGCCGGCGGCGCGCGUAGCGCACUUGUCAAACCUGGCUUUUGACGCAUCCACAUGGGAGAUGUACACGUCACUGCUCAACGGCGGCACCUUGGUUUGUAUCGAUUAUUACACCACGUUGGAUAGCCAAGCACUCCAGGCUGUUUUUGCUACGGAACAAGUUUGCGUAGCAUUACUUGCACCGGCGUUACUCAAGCAAUACCUAGCCAAUAUCCCUGCUACCAUAGCCGCCCUGAAGCUGCUACUCGUUGGUGGUGACCGGUUUGAUAGUCGAGAUGCCAUCGAGGCGCGAGAGGUUGUUCAAGGGAGCGUUUACAACGCCUACGGCCCCACAGAGAACACGGUCGUCAGCACUAUUUGCAACGUUUCCGAAUGCGAGAAGGACGCUUUUGUGAACGGCGUUCCAAUCGGGCGGCCUAUCAGUAACUCUGGGACCUACAUAAUGGACCCGAACCAGCAACUCGUCCCCAUCGGCGUCAUGGGCGAGCUUAUCCUGACUGGUGACGGACUUGCUCGGGGAUAUACAGACCCAGCGCUGGCUCAAGACCGCUUUGUUCAAAUUACCGUCGACGGCCGGAACAUCAGGGCAUACAGAACGGGUGACCGGGCGCGUUAUCGGCCAAGCGACGGUCAGAUUGAGUUCUUUGGACGGAUGGACCAGCAAAUCAAAAUCAGGGGUCACCGCAUCGAACCGGCUGAGGUAGAGCACGCGAUGCUGAGCCAUGACGCGGUCUGCGAUGCCGUAAUUGUGGUGCAACAGCGAGAGGGCCAGGAGCUGGAGAUGGUCGGCUUCGUUGCUGCCCACAGCAGCAAGUUCGUCGAGCAAGGCGAGGCCAGCCACCAGGUGGAGGGAUGGGGUAAUCACUUCGACACCAUCACCUAUGCAGACAUUAAUACGAUCGAUCAGUCGGCGGUCGGUAAUGAUUUCUUAAACUGGACGUCCAUGUACGACGGCACCGAGAUCGACAAGGGUGAAAUGCAGGAAUGGCUCGACGAAACGAUGCAUACACUUCUUGAUGGCCGACCGGCUGGUCAUGUCUUGGAGAUAGGCACCGGCACUGGUAUGAUACUUUUCAACCUCGGCGAGGGCCUACAAAGCUAUGUCGGUCUCGAGCCUUCGACGUCAGCAACCUCGUUCGUCAACGAAAUGAUCAAGUCUUCCCCGACCAUGUCAGGUAAGGCCAAGGUUCACGUGGGCACAGCGGCAGACGUCAGCCGGCUCCAUGGAAUCCGGCCAGACCUGGUGGUCAUCAAUUCGGUCGCCCAGUAUUUCCCUUCCCAGGAGUACUUGUUGGAUGUGGUUGACGUUCUCACUCGGCUCCCUGGUGUUCAACGUCUGUUCUUUGGCGACAUGCGAACCAACGCUAUUAACAGAGAUUUCCUCACAGCAAGGUCUCUACGCAUGCUAGGAGAGGCGGUAACUAAAGACUUGAUUCGGCAGAAGGUAGCAGAACUUGAAGAGCGCGAAGAGGAGCUUCUCGUAGACCCGGGUUUUUUCACGGCGUUGACGAGCCGGUUUCCUGGUCGGAUCAGUCACAUCGAGGUUCUGCCGAAGAGGAUGAAAGCCACCAACGAGCUCAGCUCGUACCGGUUCGCGGCUGUCGUGCAUGUGCGUGCCCAAAAGGAGCAGGAGCUUCAUAUAAACAAGAUCAAUGAUAGCGCGUGGGUCGACUUCAAGAAGUCUCGGCUGGAUCGCUCCGGGCUCCUCGGUCUUCUGCAAAGCUCGCCGGAGGCAUUGACGGUUGCAAUCAGUAACAUUCCCUACAGCAAGACUAUUGUGGAACGGCACUUGAACCAAUCUCUCGACGACGAUGAAGAAGACGCCUCGGUAGACGGGACUGAAUGGGUCUCUGCCAUAGGUACUGAGGCGGGCUUCCGAGUCGAGCUCAGCUGGGCGCGGCAGUAUUCCCAGAACGGCGCCAUUGACGCAGUCUUCCACCAUCUUCCGCCCGCCAAAGACGGCCACCGACUCAUGUUCAAUUUUCCGACUGACCACCAGGGGCGGUCAUCUGGUACCCUCACGAACCGACCCCUACAGCGCCUCCAGAGCCGUCGCAUCGAGGCUGAGAUCCACGGCCACCUACAGACGCUUCUCCCACCCUACAUGGUCCCAUCACAGAUCAUCGUACUGGAUGAGAUGCCUGUCAACGCCAACGGCAAGGUAGAUCGGCGCAAGCUUGCCCAGAAAGCCCGAACUGCUCCGAAGGCCAAGUCUUCAUCCUCGCGCGUGGCUCCUCGGAACGAAGUAGAGUCUGUGCUAUGCGAUGAAUUCGCUGAUGUGCUUGGCGUCGAGGUUGGCAUUACUGAUAACUUCUUUGAUCUCGGCGGACACUCCCUCAUGGCAACAAAGCUUGCCGCACGCCUCAGCAAGCGGUUGAACACCCAGAUCUCUGUUAAGAACAUAUUUGAUCACGCACUCAUCACCGACCUGGCUGCCAACGUUCAGCAGGGCUCUAGCGAGCACAACGCAAUCAAAUCUCGACCUUAUGAUGGGCCCGUGGAGCAAUCCUUCGCCCAAGGUCGUAUGUGGUUCCUGGACCAGCUCAUUGGAGCAUCGUGGUACAUCAUGCCGCUCGCAGUACGUUUGCGUGGGCCGCUGCAGGUUCAGGCACUUGCUGCGGCGUUCAAUGCUUUGGAGCUACGCCACGAGACAUUGCGCACAACCUUUGGAGAAAAAGGUGGCGUUGGCAUCCAGAUCAUUCAUCCACACCAACCCAAAGAGCUCCGAGUGAUUGGCGUGCCGGCAAAUCAUAAUGGAGACUAUUCUGAGGUGCUCCAGAAGGAGCAAAGUACUCCUUUUGACCUUACAGCCGAGCCAGGCUGGCGGCCAGCACUCAUCCGCCUAGGCGAACAGGAUCAUGUUCUCUCUAUCGUCAUGCAUCAUAUUAUCUACGACGGUUGGUCUCUCGAAAUCCUCCAGCGUGAGCUAGCUGCCUUCUACGCCUCUGCUGUCCGGGGCCAAGACCCCCUCGAUCAAGUUACGCCACUGUCCAUCCAAUACAGGGACUUUGCCUUGUGGCAGAAGCAAGAUGCACAGGCUGCUGAACAGGAGCGCCAGCUAUCCUACUGGCGGGAGCAGCUAGAAGGCAGCCGACCGGCUAGCUUAUUCUGCGACGUAGUACGGCCGGCUACGCUUUCUGGUGAUGCCGAUGCCGUUUCAAUUACUAUCAAAGGCUCUACCUAUAGCCGCCUCCAGGCCUACUGCCGCGAUCAUCAAGCCACCCAGUUUACUAUUCUCCUAGCUGCGUUCCGGGCUGCGCAUUAUCGACUUACAGGCAUCGAAGACGCAACUAUAGGCACACCGAUUGCUAAUCGCAACCGCCCAGAGCUAGAGGGUCUUGUCGGCUUCUUUGUCAACACCCAGUGCAUGCGUAUCACUAUCGAAGAAGAGGAUGAAACCUUUGAAUCGCUAGUCCGUCAAGUGCGGGCUACAGCCAACGCCGCGUAUGAGAACCAAGAUGUACCAUUCGAGCGUAUUGUAUCAGCCCUACUUCCUGGAUCAAGAGACACAUCCCGCAACCCAUUAGUGCAAAUCAUGUUCGCCGUCCACACCCAGCAGGGCAUCGGAGGCAUACAGCUGGAGAACAUGACCAGCGAGCCUUUACCAGCCGAGGCGACAACACGAUUUGAUAUGGAAUUCCACCUGUUCCAAAAUGACGGUCAGCUCACGGGUAAUAUUCUAUAUGCUGUUGACCUCUUCACGCCAGAGACAAUCCGCGGCGUGGCUGAUAUCUUCCAAGAGGUCCUAUCUCGUUGUCUCGAGCAGCCGGAGGCAGCACUGUCGUCUUUGCCACUAACCGAUGGCCUACCCAAGCUGCGUGACAUGGGUCUACUUACAAUUCCCACGGAUCCCUAUCCGAGAAAGGCCAGUAUAACAGACCUCUUCCGCAAACAGGCAUUGUUGCAUCCGCAAUCACCGGCUGUCAUUGAUGAUUCCUCAUCGAGUUCGAUGACUUAUUCCCAGCUUGACCAACAAUCUGACAGGUUGGCUGCCUGGCUCCGUCUUCGAAACAUGGAAGAUGAGACGCUGGUCGGUGUGCUGGCACCGCGCUCGUGCGAGGCCAUCGUGGCUUUCCUCGGUAUUCUCAAGGCGAAUCUAGCCUAUCUCCCUCUCGACGUCAAGGCCCCUGCCGCACGUCUCGAAGCCAUCCUAUCGGCAGCCUCGGGGAAGAAGCUGGUGCUUCUAGGCGCCGACGUUUCAGUCCCCGACGAGGGCCUCGCAGACGCCGAGCUGGUGCGAAUCGGAACGACUCUUGAGGGCUCACAUGAUUCCAAGGACACCGCGGUCCCGCGACCCUCCGCCACCAGUCUUGCAUACACCAUUUUCACCUCCGGUUCGACCGGCAAACCCAAAGGCGUCAUGGUCGAACAUCGUGGCGUCGUACGACUUGUCCAGAACAGUAAUGUGGUGUCCCGGCUUCCAAAAGCAGCCCGCGUGGCGCACUUGUCCAAUAUCGCAUUUGAUGCCGCCACGUGGGAGAUCUAUGCCGCGCUUCUAAACGGCGGUACUGUUGUCUGUGUCGACUACUUCACAACUUUAGACAGCAAAGCCCUGCAGGCCCUGUUUGAGCGCGAACGGGUGCAAGCAGCCAUGUUGCCGCCGGCCUUGCUUAAGCAAUGCCUUGCCAGCAACCCUUCUAUGUUCAAUUCAAUGGAGCUCUUAUUCGCUGCUGGCGACCGUUUUGAUGCCCAUGAUGCGAUUAAAGCAAAUUCCAUACUUCCAGGGGGGGUAUACAACGCUUACGGGCCGACAGAAAACACCGUCCUCAGCACCAUCCACCAGGUCCGCGACCGGGAGCUGUACAUCAACGGCGUCCCGAUCGGACAGGCCGUAAGCAACUCCGGGGCCUAUAUAAUGGACGUACGUCAAAACCUUGUGCCCAUCGGCGUCAUGGGAGAGCUUGUCGUCACAGGCGAUGGUCUCGCCCGAGGGUAUACUGAUUCGGCACUUGAUGCGAAUCGGUUCGUCCAUAUCACCAUUGAAGGCCUGCCACCAAUACGGGCGUACCGAACCGGCGACCGCGGGCGGUAUCGUCCCGAUGGGCAAAUCGAAUUCUUUGGGCGCAUGGAUCAGCAGGUCAAGAUCCGUGGCCACCGUGUAGAGCCGGCUGAAAUCGAGCAGGUAAUCCUCAGGCAUACUGUGGCCUCGGACGCCGUUGUCGUCCUACGCACGCAGGAAGGUCAGGAGACGGAGAUUGUAGGCUUCGUCGCGGUUCAGUACACCAACGGUGUCGAUGCGGAGCACGCAGAAGCGGCACAAGAACGGUUCGCCGCGGAGAUGGAAAAGGAAAUACACCACAAGCUGCAGACCGUAUUGCCGCCCUACAUGGUGCCGACGCAGCUCGUUGUGUUGAAGCAGCUACCUGUUAAUGCCAACGGUAAGGUAGACCGUCGCAAACUCGCCCAUCAGGCCCAGAUGGCCCCAAGAAGACAGGCGGCGUCGACAAGGGUGGCACCGCGUGAUGAGGUCGAGGUGGCGCUUUGUGAAGAGUUCCAAAAGGUGCUCGGCGCCGAGGUCGGCAUCACUGACAAUUUCUUCGACCUCGGUGGACAUUCCCUGAUGGCAACGAUGCUCGCAGCACACAUCAGUAGCCGUCUGGGCUCCCGCGUGUCCGUGAAGGACAUCUUCGACCAGCCGGUUCCAAUCGACCUAGCGAACAAGAUCCGGGCCAAUCCAUUGCGAAGCGGUGCAGUGAGUAAAAGCCCCGUUCUGAAAGCAAACAGCGCUCCUUUCGAGCUACUUCCUUUCAAAGACGCGCAGAAAUUUGUCGAGCUUGAAAUCUACCCACAGCUCGGCCUUGACCGUGACGAGAUCCUGGAUGUGUACCCUACCACGUGGGUUCAGAAGAUCUGCCUCCAUGAUCCAAGCACGGGACAGCCGCGCCCCCUGGCCGUCUUCCAUAUCGACUUCCCGGCCGACUCGAACUGUGCUAGGCUGAUGGAGACGUGCAAAGCCCUGGUCAACCAUUUCGACAUCUUCAGGACGGUCUUCUUGUCGGCCGCCGGCAGCUUCUAUCAGGUUGUUCUUAAACAACUUGAAGUACCCAUCGAAUUUGUUGAAACUGAGGCAGAUCUCGACACGGCGACCCAUGCGUUCGAGGCGUUGGAUCAGCAGCAGCCGCUCUCCAUGGGCAAAUCAGUACUUCGCAUCGCUAUCAUAAAGAAUAGGGCAACCGCGGUGCGAGUAGCACUUCGGAUGUCCCACGCCGUGUAUGACGGCAUGAGUUUGGCGCACGUCGUGCAGACUUUCCACGCCCUCUACAACGGUGAUCGUCUCCCGACCCCACCCAGCUUUUCACGAUAUAUUCAACACAUGGUCGACAGCCGAGACGAAGGGCUCAAAUAUUGGCGCUCUCUUCUUCGUGGCUCGUCGAUGACGGCCAUGAAAAGCCCCAGAGGCGCUCCUCAACAGGAACCUGGGCCCAACGGUGCCUGUAUGCUGGAGAAAUCCAUCAAGGUCCACUUCCAACCAAACGCAGAGGGCAUCACAGGUGCAACCGUGUUCACAGCCGCUUGCGCUCUGCUUUUUGCAAAAGAGACAGGAUCCAGCGAUCUCUUAUUUGGCCGGGUUGUAUCCGGGCGGCAGUGUUUGCCGCUCAGCUGCCAACAAAUCGUUGGACCUUGCACGAACGCUGUUCCUGUUCGCGUCUCCGUGGACGGAAAUGGCAGCCCGAGACAACUGCUCCGUAAGGUGAGAGAUCAGUACCUCGAAAGUAUGCCUUACGAAACCCUGGGUUUGGAGGAUAUCGGGGAAAACUGCACGGACUGGCCAGAAACGCCGACAGACUACAACCUCUACAUCGCGUUCCAGAACAUCGAGCUGGCUCCCGAAAGCCGAAGCGGAGAUCAGCGGGUACAACUGCAGCAUCUAGAACCAGACGUCGCAGACCGGAAGCCCGGCGACCACGAUCCUACUCUGAAGAGAUUUUACGUGGAAACUGCAUCGCCCCAUCAGAUGGAUAUCACGGGAAUCCCCGAGCCCGGCGGACUACUACGCGUCGCUGUGGGCGCGAACCGAAGCGUUUGCGACGAGACGACGGUAGAACGCAUGCUCAACGAGCUUUGUGAAACCAUCCAAGCCCUGUCCACGGCUCUGCAGAACCAACUAGCAAGCCCCGUCGGCGAUCAGAGUCCGGUCUACGUCCUCGGGGUUGGCAACCUGGGCAAAUUUGUCGCUCACGCUUUGAGAAAACACUACCCUGGAUUGCCCAUCACGCUGCUGUUCCAUCGAGAUGAGCUAGCGUCUCAAUGGGACGCGGCUGGCGAGUCCAUUGAAUGCGUUACGGACGGCAGACCCGACCAGACAAGGGGCUUCAAUGUUGAACUAAUCUCCAGCACGACCGGCGAAGCCGGCGCGCGAGCAUCGGAAGCCCCGAUCCAAAACCUUAUUGUGGCAACCAAGACGUACACGGCAGCUUCGGCUGUUGACAUGGUAAAGCACCGCCUUGGGAGCACUUCUACCGUGGUGUUUUUGCAGAACGGAAUGGGUGUGGUGGACGAAGUGUCCGCUUCGGUUUUCGGCAAUGCCCAGUCACAACCAUCAUAUUGGGCCGGCAUCUGUACUUUCGGCGUGUAUAGCACGUCCCCGUUCUCCAUCGUCCAUGCUGGUCGAGGCCCGAUGGUUCUGGGGCAACUUUCUGGGCUUUCGAGUGAUACACCCGAAGAUACUUCUUCUCCAGCCACACUGCCUGCCCCUACCUUUCUCAUCGACAAGCUGCUGGCAAUGUCCGACGUCAAAGCAACCCUCGCAACACCGAUCGGGGUCAAGGAGGCACAACUGCAGAAGCUGGUUGUGAACGCCAUAAUCAAUCCCUUGACCGCUAUAUUCCGGACCAAGAACGGUCAGCUUUUCGACCACCCGGCGAGGUUUGCGUUGAUGAAGGUGCUUCUGGAAGAGACGGGACAGAUUGUCAGGGCACUGUUGCCUCAGACGCCGCAAAGCCCUACGAAUUCCACUUUCGCGGACGAGACCCUACUAAAGAUGGUUCUGAGAGUUGCCGAGAAGUCGGGGCCGUGUAGGAGCUCAAUGUUACAGGACGUCGAAGCAGGGCAGACGACCGAGAUUGACUAUAUCAACGGGUAUCUGGUCAUGCAAGCGAAGCGUUUAGGCCUACCCUGCGUCAACAACAGCAUCGUUGUCGACCUCGUGUCGCAGCGGCGGGUCAUCAAUGUUGACGACAUCCAGUCCACAUUUGACUGGGUUAUCCUAAAGAGGGACCUGGCCUUGUUGGACCCUCUUUCGGGAGGACAUAAACGACAAGUGGAUGUCGAAGUUACCAGGCUGGUUGACUAA